CAGAGCUGCGUGUAACUAUCACACUUCAGUACUCUACAAUGUUCCCCUAGACUAAGCAACGCUCCAAAGCCCGGAAUUCCACCGAAACCGAUCGCUUUAGUCAGUGAUUUUACUCCACCAGUCGCGGAUCCGCUGCGUUUUAUUUGUGAGGCGUGUUGAUGCUUUAAUCUGCUCGUUUCACCGGCAGCGUCCGAGCAGCGCAGCGGUUACUGAUGGUCCCGAUCUGUCCUCGUUUCCCGUUCGUUUUGUUUGUACUGUCAUACAACAUCACCUGUUACAUUACAUUUUAUUUAUAAUGUACGUUGCUCGUCUGGUCUAGUUCCAUGAGGAGUUGGUUAUGAGGUUAUAAUAUGAUGUUCUAAGAUUAAGAUGUGAUUAUUGAUGGAGAGAUGUGUCACCAUGCUGGUAAACAUUCAUGAAUACGAUCUGGUUGGUGGAUUGAAGGUCUUUAAAAGCAACUUCAGGUAAAGUUAGACUUGUCUUAUUCUUUCAAGAUGAGAAGUACUGGAUGGGUCCUAUAAUAAUCUGGACAUAUGUUCAUAGUGUCCUAUUGGUUAAGGGUGACGAAGGUGUGUGUGUGUGUGUGUGUGACGCUGAACAUAACAUCAGUAGUUGUGAAUGGAAGGAGGAGCUAUAAGACAGAGAGCAGCCAGAGCAUCUUCUCCUCUGGUGAUGGAGACAUCAGAGAGCACUGAGCUCUGCUUCCCUCAGCUCAACACGUCCUGUUUGAAGACGAAGCGUCCUCACUAUGAGGCCACGCUGACUUACAUCCUGGUGUUUUCUGUGUCUCUCCUUACUUUGUUCCUCAAUCUGCUGGUCAUCAUCUCCAUCUCCCACUUCAAGUAUUACAUAUUCUAGUAGUUCAUAAUAUUGUUUACUGUUGUGUAAAUGAACAUUUUAGACAAUAGCUUAAAAUUCUUGUUGGUCUUCCUCUGCAGGCAACUCCACACUCCAACCAACCUCCUCCUCCUCUCUCUGGCUGUCUCAGAUUUCUUUGUAGGCCUCCUCAUGCUCUUUCAAAUUGUGCCUAUAGUGGGCUGCUGGUUUCUGGGGGACCUCAUGUGCACCAUGUAUCAGUAUCUAGCAGCAGUUAUUACCUCUGUCUCGGUAGGAACGAUGGUCCUCAUAUCUGUCGACCGCUAUGUGGCUAUAUGUGCUCCGUUAUAUUACUCCACCAAAAUAACCCAAACUAGAGUUAAGGUGUGUGUUUGCCUGAGUUGGAAAUGUUCUGUGAUCUAUUAUGGCCUGAUGUUGCAGGAUAGCCUCAAACAGCCGGGGAGAUAUAACUCUUGCCUGGGAGAGUGCGUAUUUGCCUUCAACCACGUUUCCGGAGUUAUUGAUGUUGUUGUUUUUUUCAUUAUUCCAAUUAUUCUUAUUGUAGUUCUGUAUAUGAGAGUAUUUGUGGUGGCUGUGAGUCAGGCUCAAGCCAUGAGGGCUCACGUUGUAGCUGUCACACGGCAGCAUUCAGCGAAGGUGACAGCUAAAAAAUCAGAGUUAAAGGCAGCCAGGACUCUUGGUGUCGUUAUAGUCGUGUUUCUAAUAUGUCUCUGUCCAUAUUACUGUGUCAGUCUAACAAGUCCUGACACUUUGCUCAGUGCAUCAUCUGCUGUCUUUGUUAUAUAUCUGUACUAUUUCAAUUCCUGUCUUAAUCCGGUGAUUUAUGCUUUGUUUUACUCCUGGUUUAGAAAAUCGGUUCAGCUCAUUGUUACACUGAAGAUACUGCAUUCAGACAUACUGUAGAAAGUGUGGAGCUCUACAAUAACACAGUUAAAUGUGACUGUGAGACAAUGAUAAAAGUCUUCACACUUAUCUGUGUCAUUCAAUCUCACUUUGAUUAAAACCUUAAAUUAACAAAUAAUUAAAACUUUUAAAAAUACCUUUCAAAACUAUCUUUCAUUCUUUGAACAAAUUCUUUUUCAAGGCAUUUCUACCGUCACAUUUGGUCACAUAUUAUUACACUUGAUAGGUUUUUCACAUAAAACCAUCAUAGCUUAAAAACAACAUUUUAAAAAUGUAUCUUUCACGGUCACUGUUACUCUCAAUUAUUUAGGAAGGUAUAGUUUAUUACAGUAAAAAAGUAAAAGAAAAUACUGUUUAAACAAAUCCUUUUAUUGAAUUAGUUUAAUUCUGCAUAACCAAGCAAAGGUAAAGGAGGAACUAUAAUCAAGAGUCUGAUUCUGAUACUUUAUUCACUGCUUUAAUGUGGUCGAGAGAAAACAGAAUGCCAUUUAAUCCAUUUAAUUACCAAUAAUUAACCCGAAUGCUCUAGUUCAAGUUCUUGCUCAUGACAGCGUCUGACCUGCUAGUUAUCAUCUCCUAGUCGAGUCAACAGCAAAAAAUACCACAUAGUAUUUCUGAAAAGAUAAACUGAAGACGUUGGAAUGUUGAACAGGCUGUUGCGAGCUAAACCCUGUGAGCCUUUCAUUUUAUCCUUUGAAGGUUGGUUGCAUUUUCUUGGUAUCUUUGCUUUAAACAGUUCAGAUAAAAUUACCUAAGCAAGUUGUACUAUUGUGCGUGUGUGUGUGUGUGUGUGUG
Betta splendens (Siamese fighting fish) is the source of this 2535-nucleotide messenger RNA. Its product is annotated as trace amine-associated receptor 13c-like. The coding region runs from base 889 to 1740 and encodes 283 amino acids. The record is from RefSeq and is a predicted model, not a curated record. Gene Ontology annotation, cellular component: membrane. Gene Ontology annotation, molecular function: trace-amine receptor activity. Gene Ontology annotation, biological process: G protein-coupled receptor signaling pathway. Lineage: Eukaryota; Metazoa; Chordata; Actinopteri; Anabantiformes; Osphronemidae. The transcript has a single exon.